Eruca vesicaria subsp. sativa (arugula) is the source of this 679-nucleotide messenger RNA. The record is from the annotation of a GenBank genome assembly. NCBI's taxonomy places the organism in Eukaryota, Viridiplantae, Streptophyta, Magnoliopsida, Brassicales, Brassicaceae.
ACAUCAAAAAAACAAAUCUCGCUUCUCUGCAAUUCCAUCAAUCGAGAAAAGACAAUGGCUCGUACGAAGCAAACCGCUAGAAAGUCCACCGGAGGAAAAGCCCCCAGGAAGCAGCUCGCCACCAAGGCGGCGAGAAAAUCUGCACCGACCACAGGAGGAGUCAAGAAGCCUCACCGUUACCGUCCCGGAACGGUGGCACUUCGUGAGAUUCGUAAGUACCAGAAGAGCACGGAGCUGUUGAUCCGUAAACUCCCGUUCCAGCGUCUGGUUCGUGAGAUCGCUCAGGACUUUAAGACGGAUCUGAGGUUCCAGAGCCACGCGGUGUUGGCUCUCCAGGAGGCGGCUGAGGCGUACCUUGUUGGUUUGUUCGAGGAUACUAAUCUCUGCGCGAUUCACGCUAAGAGGGUUACGAUUAUGCCUAAGGAUAUUCAAUUGGCUAGGAGGAUUCGUGGUGAACGUGCUUAAGAAUGUUUGAUUUUAGAUUAUGUAUUAUUAUUAUUAGUUUUUGUUCGGAUUCUUUCCCUUUUGUUUAAACUUUCGACAGCUCGUUUAAUCAUAACAAUGAUAUUAAUCUCUUAAUGAUUAAAUUUCUUUGUUUAUUCGAUUUCAUUUAUGAAUGUUUCGAUUUUGUAUCGAAGAUGAAAAUUGUCGAAACCUAUUAUUCUCUGUGUUCAUAUUA